AUGCUCGACCCCCACACGAGCCUGGGCAUCGCCCAGACCGUCUUCUAUGCGCCCAUGGUGCCGCUCGCCAUAUACCUCAUGAAGCGCAACGGCAGAAUCCGCCCGCGCAUGGCCUGGUGGCCACUUAUACCCUUUUCGCUGAUGCGACUCGCCGGCGGGCCCGUCAUCAUUGCCCUCGAAAAGAACCCCGAGAGCAUCGGUCUCAUCAUCGCGGCAAUCAUCCUCCUCAAUGUCGGCGUCAUCCCGCUCAUCGUCGCCGACCUGGGUCUAACACGCGUCAUCCUCAUGGACAACUACAGCCACAGCCCGCACUCGAACCGCAUCGGUGGCAUGCUCCGCGCCACCUUUGUCAUCGCCGCGGGCCUCCUCGGCGCGGGCGGCGGCCUGGGUUCGCAGACGUCGGCGGACCUGCGCAGCGUCGGCCACGGCCUGACCCUCGCGGGAUACAUUGUCUUUGCCGUCGAGCUGGUCGUGCUCACGGCCAUGCAAGUCUACUUUUGGCGGCGGCGGUCCGGGUUCCUCGAGAGCAGUCAAAAGGUCCUCUGCGGCGCGCUCCUCGCGAGCCCCUUCAUCAUGGUGCGCACCGUGUACGGCAUCCUCGAGGUCGUGUACCAGAGCGACAACGCGACCAAGUGGAACCCCGUGUACGGCUCGGCCGUCGUGUUUGCCUUUAUGGGCCUGCUGAUGGAGUAUGCUGCCCUGUGCCUGUACCUGUACACGGGCUACUCGAUCCCGCCGGGGCGAGGGCUGUCUGUUGGACGGGAUGAGGCGCCGGUGGGAAAGGUCUGA
Messenger RNA from Purpureocillium lilacinum, 789 nucleotides. RefSeq lists its product as uncharacterized. Lineage: Eukaryota; Fungi; Ascomycota; Sordariomycetes; Hypocreales; Ophiocordycipitaceae. The record is from RefSeq and is a predicted model, not a curated record.